This is a messenger RNA of Columba livia (rock pigeon), 6454 nucleotides long. It is a transcript of the gene TRPM5, whose product is annotated as transient receptor potential cation channel subfamily M member 5. NCBI's taxonomy places the organism in Eukaryota, Metazoa, Chordata, Aves, Columbiformes, Columbidae. The record is from RefSeq and is a predicted model, not a curated record. Gene Ontology annotation, cellular component: plasma membrane. Bases 2396 to 5908 code for a protein of 1170 amino acids. The transcript has 25 exons. Gene Ontology annotation, biological process: calcium ion transmembrane transport. Gene Ontology annotation, molecular function: calcium-activated cation channel activity; ligand-gated calcium channel activity.
ACAGAAAACAGUAUAUAGAAAGGGAGAAAAUUAUGAAGUACUAGACAUUCCCCAUUGUUUUUUCAUCCAGCCAUGUUUAUAGCCUUUGACUCUUCUUUGCUUUCCUCCCUCCCUUUUCCGCUUUCUGGCUAUUUGCCUAUUCUUUCCCAAGGCAUAGAUGUAUUCUGGACCUUUUCAAUUAAACAAUAUUCCGUGAUGUUAAAGUGAUGCAAGCUGACCACAGUUAAGCUGACUGCAGUGGAAUGUAAUGACUUUAACCACAAAGAUUUGACCCAAUUGCUGUGACCCGACACACUUGCGAUCUAGUACAGCCUGAAAUCUCAAAGCAAUAGCCCCUGACACUAGAGACUUAUGUGAAAGCUGGAACCAAGCAGAACAAGCCUGAAUUAAACCCAGGAGAAACACACUCCAAAAAAAUGUAAUUAUAUUGCAUAGUUUGUUAACAUGUUUACUUUGCUUGUUAGAGGACACUGAGUAAGAUGUCCACAGGCUUUUUAAGAACAGGAAUCUUAAAAAUCCAGAGCUGACUAUAUCUUCUUCUGAAUAUACAUUCAAAUAUUAGGGACAUAAUGCAGUCUGUGUGCUGACUGAUCAGUAGGUAGCAAAGUUCCACUACAGUGCAAAGCAGUGACAAGGUGAUGUGCAAUACUUGAACAGAUCCAUGCAGAGUUCUGCCUAUCACAAUGAGGGGUCACACUGCAGCAGCUGAGACAGUUAUAGAGGAAGGUAAGGAACCAUUUGAUGUGUUAAGCCUUUGUGCUUAAGAACCACAUCUGCAAAUCUUACACAGCAGAGUUGUUUUCUGGUGAUCUAAUAACAUUUAUAAUACAAGGAACUCCUGGUUUGGGGCUGUUUUGUUUUGUUGUUGUGGUGGUUGGUUUGUUUGUUUGUUUUUGGUGGUGGUGGUAGGGUUUUUUUGACCCUUGUAUAGUACCUAUAGAACAGCCUUUAAAGUCUUCCCCACCCCUUUAAAUACCAAAGCAGUAUUUCCUCCUUGCUCUAGUAGCACCAUUGGGUAGAACAUUGCACUGACGUGGAACAUUUUUCACCUGUACAUUACUGCAAUCACACUGAAAGUCACAGUAUUCAUUCCUUGGAAGUCAGACAACAGGUAGAAGAUAAAGCAAGAAAAAACACUGAAGUGUCAAAUCUCACUAAAAACAACAACACAAAAUACCACCGCCAUGCCCCUCACCCUAGCGUGUGUCCCCCCUCCCCCCAAACCCCUAGAAAAAGAAAAAAGAAAAAAAAAAAGAAGGAAACUGCUUGGCAUUGCUCCUUGGCUUUGUCUGUAAAAGCUCCUGAAAGCUGUGUGCAGAAACUUAGGAAAUACCACUCCAUAACAGCCCAGGAUCACAUCUAGUGUAGAUUCUCCAUUCCAUAUAGGGCUAGACUAUAUUCUUGCAUGGAUACCAUUCGGAAUCCUGCAUAAUCUUUGGACUUGUUUUGCCAUUCUGUCAGUGCCACUUUUCUGCUCUCGAUGUUGGAAGACUUCCUGGCUUGGAGCAGGAACACAAGACUGGCUGUAGAAGAUCAUAACAAAUUCCAUUUAGAUCUGUAUCCCAUCACAAACAGUGGCCUGUGAGGAUGCUGAAGUAGUGGUAUAAGAACAGAAUUGAAAGAUUAAGUAAUACUCCCCCAAAGUAAGUUUCUAAUGUUGUGGUUCAGAUUGGAGGGGGGGGCGAAGUAAUGCCUUCCUCACUUUUCAGUCAUAUAAAAUGUUGUGAACAAAGCUUCUGUUUCUGCAUCUUAUCUACUUUUGUGUCUUUCACUGUUGUUCACUACCAUUGAGAACCAGAAUUCCUAAACUGAAAAUCAAAUAACCUGCUAUUUCUGGAAAAAAAAAAAAAAAAAAAUUAUCCAAAUGCAACAAUAUUCCUUAUAAGUCUCAGCAGCGCUUAGUGUUUUUAGUCCAAAAAUUAAAUUUUGCAAGCUUAGCAUCUAGAACUAGAGUUCCAAUUAACCACUUGGUGCCUAUCUAUGAGGCCAGAUUAACUGUCGAGAUUACUUUGUAAACCGGUAUCUAUUCUGAGUUCAUUGCUUGUGUGUAGGCAUAAAUAAAUGUGUACUAUCUAGAACAGUAGUGAAUGGUGACUAAUUGUACCCUUUGAAUUCAGUCCUGAAUGCGUUUUUCCAAUCAAAUCCUUUGUUCUGUCAGCAAGUUUCAGAAAGAGAUUUCUGUAAUUUAGAAUAGUCAAAAUGUGUUAUUAUGACUCUGUAUUAGCUAUUUUUCCCCAGAAUACUGUCUUCUGUGCUCUUAGAAGAUAAAUCUGCAUCUUGAGUGGAAAAGUAGACUUAAAAAGAGCUGGCCUUCGCUGUGACUACCAUUAUUGGUAAUCCAAAGAAGUUCUUUCAGUGAACACCUCGGUCUACUGGCAAUCACCUUACAAAUUCAAUGGAGGAAAUGGAAACCAAGGUCAGCAGCAGUGACAAAGAAGAAGUUUUCAAAAGAGAACUACCAUACUGCACAGGAGAAAUAGACUUCACAGCUUCUGGGAAGAAACGUGGAAAGUUUAUUAAGGUCCCGAGUACGAUUCAUCCUGGAAUUAUAUUUGAAGUUAUGCUCAACAAAUGGAAGCUACCUGCUCCCAAUUUGGUUGUCUCUUUAGUAGGGGAAGAAGAAAAUUUCCAGAUGAAGCCUUGGCUAAGGGACACCUUAAAAAAAGGACUUAUAAAGGCAGCUCAAAGCACAGGUGCCUGGAUUCUUACCAGCGCUUUACGUGUAGGAGUAACAAGACACUUAGUGCAAGCAGUCCGAGAUCAUGCACUGGCUAGUACUUCAUCCAAAGUCAGAGUGAUUGCCAUAGGAAUAACCUCACUCAGAAAAAUUCAGCACAGCGAAAUUCUGGACAACACAAAGAAUGAAAGUCUUGUACGCUACCAAUCAGAUGAUAAUAUCCAAGGCCCACUGUUUUCCCUGGAACACAACCAUUCCCAUUUUAUUUUGGUGGAUCACAUAACACCAGAUGAACCAGAUGGAACCACUAAGCUACGUCUCGCCUUGGAGAAGCAUAUUUCAGAACAGCGUACUGGAUAUGGUGGAACGGGUAGCAUUGAGAUCCCCGUGCUUUGCUUACUGGUAAAUGGAGGACCAGGCACACUUGAGAGAAUUUGCAGCGGUUUGGAAAAUUCUGCUCCCUGGCUUAUCUUAGCAGGGUCUGGAGGUGCAGCUGACAUCUUAGCUGCCUUCAUAAAUGACCCACAGCUUAUCACACCGGAAGCUGUUGAAAAGCAAGUCAAGGAGAAAUUCCCUGCAGAAAGCUUCUUGUGGAAGGACAUUCUACAAUGGACAGCAACAAUUCAGAACAUUAUCUCACAUCAACAUCUUCUAACCCUGCACAACUUUGAGCAAGAUGGUUCAGAAGACCUAGAUACAGUCAUUUUAAAAGCUUUAGUAAAAGCUUGUAAAAGUCACAGUCAGGAAGCUCAGGAAUAUCUGGAUGAACUGAAGCUGGCAGUGGCCUGGAACAGAGUGGACAUAGCUAAAAGUGAAAUUUUCAAUGGUGACGUGGAGUGGAAGUCCUGUGACCUGGAGGAAGUGAUGAUGGAUGCUCUGGUCAAUGACAAACCAGAAUUCGUAAAAUUAUUUAUUGACAAUGGGGCUAACAUAUCUGAAUUCCUGACAUAUAGUCGUCUGCAGAGACUCUACUGUUCCAUUUCUCAGAAAUGUCUCCUCUAUGAGCUUCUGCUGAAGAAACAUGAAGAAAGCAAGCUGACCUUGGCAGGGCUCACUGGUCAACAGCAUAAAGAGCAGAAGGAGAUCUGUCCACUCUUCACUCUUGGUGAAGUCUCUAGAGUUCUCAAGGAUCUUCUCCAUGAUGCAUGCAAAGGUUUCUAUCAAGACCUCAGACAUGGAGGCAAGAAGAGAUCCGAUAAAGUGAAUAUGAAGCGAUUACCUGAGCCUUUGGAUAUGAACCAGAAAACUGAAAACCCUUGGAGGGAUUUGUUUGUAUGGGCAGUACUUCAAAAUCGGCACAAGAUGGCGAACUAUUUCUGGGCUAUGGGUCAGGAGGGUGUAGCUUCAGCUCUGGCAGCCUGCAAGAUCCUUAAAGAGAUGUCCCGCCUGGAGACGGAAACCGAAGUUGCACGUAUAAUGAAAGAGGCCAAGUAUGAGCAGCUCGCUGUUGAACUGUUCAGUGAAUGCUACCACAACAGCGAGGAGAGAGCGUUUGCUUUGUUGGUGAGGAAAAAUCAGUACUGGAGCAAAACCACCUGCCUUCAGCUGGCUACAGAAGCAGAUGCAAAGUCUUUCUUUGCACAUGAUGGUGUCCAGGCCUUCCUGACAAGAAUAUGGUGGGGAGACAUGUCUACAAGUACACAAAUUCUGAAGUUAAUCUGUGGAUUCUGGUGUCCUUUCCUAAUCUACACAAAUUUAAUAUCAUUCAGUGAGGAAAAACAAUCAAAGAAUGAGCCAGAGCCAUUUAGAGAGCUGGACAGUUUAGCUACGGAGAGGACUCUGUUUUUUUCCAAGGAAGAAGACAGAGGAAAUGGUAAAUUGGAAAAGCAGAACCCUUCUGAAAAAACAGCGUGGGCGACAUUCAUGUUUACUCGGUGGAGAAAAUUCUGGAGUGCCCCUGUAACUGUAUUUAUGGGGAAUGUUAUAAUGUACUUUGCUUUUCUGUUUCUAUUUACUUAUGUCCUUUUACUGGACUUUAAACCACCUCCACCUGAGGGUCCAUCUGCUAAAGAAAUUAUACUUUACUUCUGGGUUUUUACCCUGGUCUUGGAAGAAAUCCGACAGAGUUUCUAUACAGAUGAAGACACAAAUUUAAUGAAAAAAUUUAAACUAUAUGUGGAGGAUAACUGGAAUAAAUGUGAUAUGGUGACCAUCUUCCUCUUCAUAAUUGGGGUAACCUGCAGGAUGCUGAACUCGACUUUUCAAGCUGGCCGUACAAUACUUGCCAUUGAUUUUAUGGUGUUUACACUUAGACUUAUACAUAUUUUUGCAAUUCACAAACAACUUGGACCAAAGAUCAUCAUUGUGGAAAGGAUGAUGAAGGAUGUUUUCUUCUUUCUGUUUUUCUUGAGCGUGUGGCUUAUUGCCUAUGGUGUGACAACUCAAGCUCUGCUUCAUCCCGAUGACAGCCGAGUGGAAUGGAUAUUCAGAAGGGUGCUUUAUCGUCCCUACCUUCAAAUAUUUGGCCAGAUUCCACUGGAUGAAAUAGACACAUCACGAAUGUAUCCCAGGAACUGCACGUUUAAUCCACUGCAGAUUCUGCAGGAGAACUCACCGUCGUGUCCCAACAGCUAUGCCAACUGGCUUGUCAUACUUCUGUUGGUCAUCUUCCUACUGGUCACAAAUGUUCUCCUCAUGAAUCUCCUGAUUGCUAUGUUCAGCUACACUUUUCAAGUUGUUCAGGGCAAUGCAGACAUUUUCUGGAAAAUUCAGCGCUACAACCUGAUUGUUGAAUAUCACGGCCGGCCUGCCUUAGCACCACCAUUUAUCAUUAUUAACCACAUAACUCUGGUUGUCAGAAGAAUCUUCAACAAAAUGGAACAUAAAAAAGAACAUCUGGAAAGAGAUCUUCCAGUUGGGCUCGAUCAAAAAAUCAUAACAUGGGAGCUCAUGCAAAAAGAAAAAUAUCUUGGAAACCUUGAACAAGAAAGGAAGGAAAGCAAUGAAGAAAGGCUGAAAGCCACAUCUAAUAAGGUGGAUAAUUUGUCCAAAUAUUUUAGUGGUUUGAAAGAACAAGAAAAGCGAUUUAAAGUUAUGGAAGCCCAGAUUUGCUACUGUACAGCUGUUAUCUCCUCAAUGGCAGAAGUUCUAACCCAAACCAACCUCUUGUGCAACCAACCAGCUUCAAACUACUCAUGUGUGAUGAAUGCAAACACAGACACGCCUUUGCCAGGAAGAAAAGAAGAGUGUGCAGAUCAGUCCAAGAGUGACAUCACAUUCAUUGAUAAUUAAAUUACACUCUCAUUUCUUCAGAUUAAACCUUUUGUCCUACUGAACUACUAUAGAAAUAAAAUCCGAAUCUCACAAAAGCCUCAAAGCCUUUAUACCAAGCACUAUCAAUGCCUGACACUACUGAGAUUUCUUGGUCUUCCUCCUUCAAUUUCUUGGGCUUUCUUCCCUCCUGCUCUUAUAUUGUUUGGUCCUUUGUCCAAAACUCCAUUCCACAAAUCACACUAAAAACUUUCUUCUCCAGGGCAACUCUCCCACCUUUAGAAAUUACAACCUGCCUUCUGUUCUCCAAAUACCACACCCUCAGUCCAACGUCACAUUGCUCAUUUCCACAUUUCUCUGUUCAAGGGAGCCUCCCUUUAGAAGGGUGAUCAUUUAUGCACUUAAAAACAAGCCGCUUCCUUGGCCAAGAAAGCAAGCUCAUAUUUCUGAGUUGCUUGGAAAGGAAAACAAGAAAUAGUUUCCACAGGAAAGGGCCUGGAACACUGAACUAUUACAAUCCAUACAGUUCCUGGAGUUCUUACAACCCUCGAAUGAUUGCACUUACCA